Molecule: messenger RNA, 573 nt
Organism: Candida tropicalis MYA-3404
Lineage: Eukaryota; Fungi; Ascomycota; Pichiomycetes; Serinales; Debaryomycetaceae
Exons: 1
Coding region: 1-573 (190 amino acids)
Biological process (GO): sphingoid catabolic process
Cellular component (GO): endoplasmic reticulum
Source: RefSeq, a predicted model, not a curated record
AUGGCAGGAUUAUUUGAUUUAGAAAGUCAUUUAGUUUUUUACAGAUCAUAUCAUUUCAAUAAAACAAAUGUAACUAUUCAUUUAAUUUGUAUUCCAAUAAUUUUACUCUCCACAAUUUCAUUUUUAACUCCAGUUUAUCCACUUUCAAAUAAUUAUCCUUUUUAUAAUUUAGGAAAUUUGUUAGCUUGGUCUUAUGGAAUUUAUUAUAUUUUAUUAGAUUGGAAAGUUGGUAUUCCUGCAUUUUCAUUCCUUGUUUCCUUUGCUUAUUUAAUUAAUAAUUAUUAUUUAAGUUUGAAUCAUGAAUUGCAAAAUGAAUUUAUUAAAAUUGCAAUUGGCUUGCAUGUCUUUUCUUGGUUGGCUCAAUUCUAUGGAUAUGGUGUUCAUGAAAGAAGAGCUCCUGCUUUAUUAGAUAAUUUAUUACAAGCUUUAGUUUUGGCUCCAUUUUUUGUUGCAUUUGAAAUUGCUUUCUUCUUGGGAUAUCGUAAAGAUUUAAAGAAAAAUAUGGAUAAUAAAGCCGGAAUUAAGAUUAGAGAUUUUAUUCAACAAAAUAAGACAAAGAAAGAAGUUUCCUAA